GUCGGCUUCACUCCACGUUGCCGUGAGUGCGGAAUACAAACUGACUCCGCAACUGGACUUUAACAGAAACAACCCAUAAAGUCUACAUUUUAUUUCUUCUUUUUCUGGAGGCUUUCGGACACGCUGACCGCGGAGCUCCCGUAUCUCCUCCUCCUCCUCCCGGUGGUGAGAGGGCUGCCAAGGUGAAGCGAGACGUCCGACUGCAUGAGGAGUCCCGGGACCCUGGUCCUCACCUAGACCCCCCCACGACCCCCCACCGCCCGGACAUGAGGUCGUUCCGGUCGUUUGCAAACGACGACCGCCACGUCAUGGCCAAGCACGCCAGCAUCUACCCGGCGCCGGAGGAGCUGGAGGCCGUCCAGACGCUGGUGUCCACCGUGGAGGGAGCCCUCAAGAAGGUCUCCGAUUGGAUGGACGGCCUCCGCGGGUCCUCGGGGGAGGUCUCCUCCGGCGCCGCCGAUGAUGAGGCGGUGGAAGACGCCGCGGAGGCGAGGACGUCGGCUGCCGUGGCUCCGCCCCCCACUCUGUGCGGCGUGAUGCGGGUCGGCCUGGUGGCCAAAGGCCUGCUGAUCAGAGGGGACCUGGACCUGGAGCUGGUUCUGAUGUGCAGAGAGAAACCCACCAAGCUGCUGCUGCACACCGUCAGCACCAACCUGCCACUGCAGAUACAGUCGAUGACGGAGGAUAAAUACGAGGUGCAGCCCUGCGUCCUGGACGCCGCCAUCCAGGUCUGCAGCACCACGGAACCCCGAAUGACGCUGAAGGUCACCCUCUCCUCCUUGACCAUGAGGGAGGAGCAUCGAGGAGCCGCCGAGCAAGAGGACAAAGAGUGGCAGGAGGAAGGUGAGAAGGAGAAGAAGGAGGGAGAGGAGGAGGAGGAGGGGAAGGAGGAGGAGGAGGAAGACGUCCUGGACAGGAAGAAGUGCCGGGCGGCGCUGGCGGCGCUCCGACACGCCAAAUGGUUCCAGGCCAGAGUGACAGAUCUCAAGUCGUGCGUCGUCGUCUUGCGCAUCCUCAGGGACGUGUGCAGCCGGGUGUCCGGGUGGCGGCUCCUCACAGGACGGCCUCUGGAGCUGAUCUGUGAGAAGGCCGUGGCCACCUGCAACCGGCCGCUGGGCCCGGGCGAGGCCCUGCGGCGCGUCAUGGAGUGCAUCGCCUCGGGGGUCCUGCUGCCAGGAGGUCCAGGAGUUCACGACCCCUGCGAGAGGGAACCCACCGACGUCCUGUCCGACCUCGGGGCCCAGCAGGCCAACGACAUCACGAGCAGCGCACAGCAUGCGUUACGCCUCCUGGCCUUCGGACAGCUGGACAAGGUCUUGAAUAUUGAUCCUCUCCCCUCCAGUAAACCCUCCGCGAGGCCAUUAGAAGGAGGUCAGAAGAGGCUUCGGGAAGUCGUCGGGUCGGAUGACAGAGACUUCAUCAAAAGGAUGAAAGUCCUGGACUGGAGGAUGACGGAUCCCAACCACCCCAUGAACGCCCUGAUGCGCCUCAACCAGAUCCAUCCGGGCCUCCAGUACCGCCUGCUGGCCCAGUCCGGCCCGGUGCACGCGCCGGUCUUCACCAUGUCGGUGGAGGUUCAGGGGACCAGCUACCGGGCCACCGGCAAUGCCAAGAGGACCGCCAAGCUCCAGGUGGCCCUCAAGGCGCUGCAGGCUCUGGGCUUCGUGCUCGGAGGCGACGGAGACGUUGACUCGCUGAGCGCCGACGAGAAGUCCGACGGCGAGGGCAAGAACGACCGCAUGUCCACCAGCUCCAGCUCCACCUCCAUCACCUCCUCCACGGACGCACAGGAGUCCAGAGCUCCGGGUCCGAUCCUGACGGCCGGCGGUAAGAACCCGGUGAUGGAGCUGAACGAGAAACGCCGCAGCCUCAAAUAUGAGCUGAUAUCAGAGAGCGGGAGCAGCUACGACAAGCGCUUCAUCAUCGAGGUGGAGGUGGACAAGCAGCUUUUCCGCGGAACGGGUCCCAACAAGAAAGUAGCCAAAGCCAGCGCGGCGCUCUCGGCCCUGAAGAGCUUGUUCUCCGGCGCCAAGCCCGCGAGCAGCAAGAAGAAGAGGCCCAACCCUCCGCCCAAGCGGCCGGUUGCCUCGGUGAUGACCCUCCCGGCCCUCGCCGCCAGACCCACGCGGCUCCCCGUCAUCCCCAGAGCGCCUUACAUCAGCACGCCGCCCACACACGGGUACCUCCCCCAAGGCGGCCUGUACAUCGACAGCGCCUACUACCAGCCGCAGACCAUCGCCACGCCCAUCAUCAUCCACCUGGGCCCUCAGGACCUCUUCUGACCCCCCGACACCGGAUCCUGCAGGUCCCUUUCAAACCCUCUGUCGCUCUGGGUUUCUCCAAACGGGGCACAACAGCAAUAUUGAAAAGCAAUAUAGAGGAGGGGGGGGGGGGGACUUAGAUUAAAAAAACAUCAAUAACAACACAAAGCAAUACUUCUUCUGCCCUCGGGGAACCAUCAGCACAUCCACAGACAAUGUUUACUAUCUGUAUAUAUGGUGUGUGUGUUUUAAUUGUAUAUAUAUAUAUAUGUGUAUAUAUACAUAUAUGUAUAUAGAUAAAACAUGUAUAAAUAUGUAAAACCCCAAAAAGAUAUGUAUAAUCUAUCGACUGAAGCAGCUCUCAGAUAUCUCUAAACACUCCGUGUUCAAUACAUUUCACGACUUGUCUAUAAGUGUCUUAGGAUGUUUACGCUAUUUAAUCUCUAUUUAAACUAUUUUACCCAUUUUCAAAAGCACUGAGAUCAGAAAUGUCACAUAAAAAUCAGACAAAUUUGCUGUUAAAUUGAAGUUUAUCAUCAGUUCUGAAGUCUACUGUUGUUUUGUUUACAUCGAUGGUUUCCAAAACCGUGGCCAGGGAACCCGACGCGGGGUCGCACGACAGAUCUCACAGGUCACACGAUGAAAAAUAUAUUUCUACUUCUUAUUUAUGUUUAUUUAUGACACACAAAGCGAGUUGCAGGCUGGUUUUAAUGGUGUAUUUUGCAAUAAGGUAAAUAUUAUAGAGGACCGAUGGAGGAGCGCGAGUCAUAAAUGAACUACGUGUCUUUAUGUCCGGGGCUUGUGGAGAGUUUUAUUUUGAAAACCACAGCACGACAUUUGAGCCACAGAACAAAGGAACUUUUUAGAAUUUGUUUUCAGCGUAAACGUUGAUUCACGUUCUAAAAGUAGAGCUCAACAAAAAAUUAAAUAGUGGAAAUUUAUCAAAUUGAAACUUAAUUACCAAGAAACAAGAAAAACUAUCACAAGUAUGAUUCCUGGAUUUAAAGCUUAUCAGUCUGAAGUCUGUUAUAUGUAUAUAUUCAUUAGUUAUAGGGACCUUCACACUGACGUCAUGUGACCAUGUUACCAUGUGAUCACGUGACCAUGUCACGUAACCAUCUGACCAUGUGACCACGUGUGCUGUCGAUGAAUCUGAUGUAACGUUGUGAACCGUUCAAGUGAUGAAGAAUGUUAAAAAAUAUAUCUGUUUUACCUCUUCUGGUGAAGAUUAAAGAGACGAACAAGGUCAAAGGUCAAGAAGCCAGCAGGCAUAAUGUGUGUUACUGUUCAUUAUUUUUGUGUUUUUCACUUUUAUUAAAGGAUUUGCUUAGUGGA
Messenger RNA from Pseudoliparis swirei, 3596 nucleotides. Its product is annotated as spermatid perinuclear RNA-binding protein-like. The transcript has 17 exons. Gene Ontology annotation, cellular component: precatalytic spliceosome. The coding region runs from base 267 to 2282 and encodes 671 amino acids. The record is from RefSeq and is a predicted model, not a curated record. Gene Ontology annotation, molecular function: double-stranded RNA binding; single-stranded RNA binding. NCBI's taxonomy places the organism in Eukaryota, Metazoa, Chordata, Actinopteri, Perciformes, Liparidae.